Molecule: messenger RNA, 1789 nt
Organism: Lacerta agilis (Sand lizard)
Lineage: Eukaryota; Metazoa; Chordata; Lepidosauria; Squamata; Lacertidae
Gene: GPR89B
Product: G protein-coupled receptor 89B
Exons: 14
Coding region: 74-1441 (455 amino acids)
Biological process (GO): intracellular pH reduction
Cellular component (GO): Golgi cisterna membrane
Molecular function (GO): voltage-gated monoatomic anion channel activity
Source: RefSeq, a predicted model, not a curated record
UUGGGGAAGGGGAGGGGUUGAGUGUGUGUGACAGAGACGCAUCUCUCCCCCUCGGGAGGGUUUUCUCUCCACUAUGAGCUUCCUGAUUGAUUCCAGCAUCAUGGUCGUGUCUCAGGUUCUAUUCUUUGGAUUUGGAUGGCUGUUCUUCAUGCGUCGGCUCUUCAAAGAUUAUGAGGUGCGGCAGUAUGUUGUACAGGUUGUCUUCUCUGUCACCUUUGCGUUUUCCUGCACCAUGUUUGAACUUAUCAUUUUUGAGAUACUAGGGGUCCUAAACAGCAGCUCUCGGUAUUUUCACUGGAAGUUGAACCUCUGUGUGAUUUUGCUUGUCCUUGUAUUCAUGGUUCCCUUUUACAUCGGCUACUUUGUUGUGAGCAACAUCCGAUUGUUGCACAGACACAGACUGCUUUUUGCCUGUGUUGUCUGGCUAACAUUCAUGUAUUUCUUCUGGAAACUGGGGGAUCCAUUUCCUAUCCUCAGUCCAAAACAUGGAAUUCUAUCCAUAGAACAACUCAUCAGUCGAGUGGGAGUGAUUGGGGUGACCCUCAUGGCUCUACUUUCGGGGUUUGGUGCCGUCAAUUGCCCAUACACUUAUAUGUCUUAUUUUCUCAGGAACGUGACAGAUGCAGACAUUCUAGCUCUGGAGCGUCGUCUCCUCCAAACCAUGGACAUGAUCAUCAGCAAGAAGAAAAGGAUAGCGAUGGUUCACAGAAACAUGUUCCAGAGAGGGGAAGUUAACAACAAGCCCACUGGUUUCUGGGGGAUGAUAAAAAGUGUGGCAUCAUCUUCACCAGGCAGCGAAAAUCUGGCAGUUAUCCAGCAGGAGGUAGAUGCUUUGGAGGAGCUGAGUCAGCAGCUUUUCUUGGAAACGGCUGACCUGCAUGCUACCAAGGAGAGGAUAGAAUACUCUAAAACAUUCCAAGGGAAAUACUUUAACUUUCUGGGCUACUUUUUCUCAAUCUACUGUGUCUGGAAAAUUUUUAUGGCAACAAUCAAUAUUGUUUUUGACAGAGUUGGAAAGACGGACCCAGUCACACGAGGAAUUGAGAUAACUGUGAACUAUUUGGGGAUCCAGUUUGAUGUAAAAUUCUGGUCUCAGCAUAUUUCCUUUAUCCUUGUUGGAAUAAUUAUUGUCACCUCUAUCAGGGGUUUAUUGAUUACACUCACAAAGUUUUUCUAUGCUAUCUCAAGUAGCAAGUCUUCUAAUGUCAUUGUUCUGUUAUUGGCACAAAUAAUGGGGAUGUAUUUUGUGUCUUCAGUGCUUCUGAUUCGAAUGAGCAUGCCUCCAGAGUAUCGCACCAUCAUUACGGAAGUUCUAGGAGAAUUACAGUUUAACUUCUACCACCGCUGGUUUGAUGUUAUAUUUCUGGUCAGUGCUCUCUCCAGCAUCCUCUUCCUCUACCUGGCGCAUAAGCAGGCUCCUGAAAAGCACAUGGCACUCUGAAUCCAUCUUGGUUCUGCAUUGUGUGAUGGACGAAAGCAAAGUAUUUGGCAUAUUGCCAUCUUUUUUUGCGAUGGAUUAUCAGUUCUUUGACAAGAACCAAAUAUAUCAGUGUAGGCAAAAGGAGAGGCAAGAAAUAGCCCCAAGAAACAACCCUUGUGCUAUAAGCAUGUCCUUGAGUGGAAAUAAAUCACAAGGAGUGAAAGGGCAGCUCUCUCAAAAGCAGCAUGGGAAGAAACAAUUCUGUGAUGUUUAGUAAGUGAUUGGCAAGAUGUCUGCUUAAAUGUCUUAAUCUGGAAGUAGUGAUUCUGGAACUGAACAUCUAAAUAAACCAGCUUUUAUAACAAUUCA